UCUAAUCUCCACUGACGUUUACCUUUCGAAACGGCACCAUAUAAGAGAGUGCACGCAGUCGUGCAACCAAUUCCCACCCAGUGAACCAUGUUAAGUGGUGCCCAACCUAGUGUUUUGGCUUUCGUGGUAUUAGGUGUGACCAAUCAUUUGUUCUUCAAACGCUAUCAGCCCGUUCGAACAACAGUCAUUCGAACCGCCGUUAUUCUCUUACUGCAACCUCUUCUCCUACUUCCUGUCUUAAACCGUUACUCGGUUCUACAUCUCUCAGUGUACAAUGCCCUCAUCGGCUACAUUACCUUUUUCUUGUCAUUGACGACCUCCAUCGUCCUCUACCGACUUUCUCCUUUCCAUCCUCUCGCAGGAGUUCCGGGCCCGAUGAUAUUCAAAGUAUCGAAACUAUGGCACACGUAUAUCACUUGGAGAGGCCACCAGCACCUCGUUUUAAAGGAAUUACACGAUCACUAUGGGCCGAUUGUUCGUAAAGGCCCAAACGAAAUUUCUGUAAUAGAUGCCGACUCCGUAAAAUUGGUGCUUGGUAGUCUUCCAAAGGGUCAAUCAUAUCAGGCCGGCACUUUUGAAGGCCAUCCUCCUUCGCUUAUCUCUCUAAGUGGGCAAGACCGAAUAGAUAGGCGUAGAGUUUGGAGCAGGGGUUUCACGAGCGAGCAGAUCAAGGAGUAUCAACCUAUCAUCGAGAAAAAGGUUGUUCAAUUGGUGGAUUCUUUACUCGCUCGGUCAAAUUCAGGAUCGGUGGAUCUAUUGAAGUGGUUCAAUUUCUUCUCGUUCGAUGUUAUGGCGGAAAUGAUAUUCGGGACGGAGUCUAACAUGGUAACGGAGGGAAAUGACCAUGGGGUUUUCGAAACACUCAAAAGAGGACUUCUGUUUAAUGAAAUAGGUUCACAUAUUCCCUGGUUGACCCAUUGUUGGCUCCUGCUCCCAUCGGUGGCCCACCACGGGCUACAGAUGUACGCCCUUGCCAAUGCGUGGUGUGGUCGACGACUUCAAAAGGGACCGGACUUCAAGGAUUUGUGGUAUCAUCUGACUGACGAAGCGGGCCAUGAAAAAGUCAAACCAACGAUGGAAAUCGUUGCGAGCGAUAGUACACUCGCCAUGGUUGCUGGCUCUGAUACAACAGCUACUGCGAUGGCAAACCUGUUCUGGUGUUUGCUGUCUCAUCCUGAGUGUUAUGAGAAACUACGGGGAGAAGUCGAUCGUGAAUAUCCGCAGGGUAUGGAUCCCUUGCUGGAUACGUCUCGGCAGGUGAACAUGAAGUACUUGAAUGGUUGUCUAAACGAAGCACUCCGAUUAUUACCGCCCGUGCCAUCCAACGGGGGGCGGCUAGUGCCAUACGGAAGCGGCGGGAAAAUGAUCUGUGGACGUUAUAUUCCUGAAGGAACGCAAGUAUAUGUUCCCCACUACAGCGUUCACCGUAACCCCGAGAAUUUCUCUCGUCCAGACGAGUUUCUCCCUGAACGAUGGCUCGACUCGGAGAGUGGGGCUCAUCGUAUUGACGCCUUUAUCCCAUUCUCAGCGGGCCCAAUGAACUGUGUUGGAAGGAACUUGGCACGGCUCGAGAUGAUGAUGGCCGUGACUACGCUGAUCCAAAAGUUUGACUUUGAGUUUGCGAAGGACUUUGUCUGGAAAGGAUGGCCGGCCAGAACGAGGGAUGCGUUCGUUAGUUUGAGUGAUCCGUUAGAUGUGGUUAUUCGGUCUCGGCAAUGA
Molecule: messenger RNA, 1719 nt
Organism: Marasmius oreades (fairy-ring Marasmius)
Lineage: Eukaryota; Fungi; Basidiomycota; Agaricomycetes; Agaricales; Marasmiaceae
Exons: 10
Coding region: 88-1719 (543 amino acids)
Molecular function (GO): heme binding; monooxygenase activity; iron ion binding
Source: RefSeq, a predicted model, not a curated record